AUGCCUUCCAGACGUCGGGGGAAAAACAAACCAACGCCGUUAGACAACAGUAUGAAGAAGGAGGAAAGUAUGGGGGAAGUUCAAACAGAAAACGACAGGGUGUCACGGGCGGUAGUAUCAAAAGUGCCUUCAUCCAAGCAAAGUGUCUUGAAAGGGCAACAGGCAUGCAGUGAAGACGUGGAUUUAAAACAUCAUGACAAGAAGAAGACAAGCAAUGCGACUACUACUUCUUUUAAAAAACCAAAAGCUCCAUUGGUGAAGCAAAGUGAUACCGAUACUUCUGGUCCUCCGGCGGCAGAAUGGUAUGGGUUUGGAUGGAUCAAAGGGAUUUUCACAUCCCUGUUUGCAAAGGAGGAGUUUAUUGAUAUCUCUGUAGCCCGCGAUGUGACAGCCGAGCAGGUUCGCACCUUCAAAUUAGUGGAUCGACUCCUUCCUCCAUUUGCCAAGCGGCCGGUAUUUUACACCGUGGAUUUCUUUUCCACUCGUCGUGUGAUGCUUGUCCUGUUGCUUAUUGCCAUCCUUCUUGGGUACUACAACUUUCAUGAAGACGUGUUAUCUUUUACUGCCGCAUUUAUCAUUGCAGAUGAAGAUCGUCCGGGUGUGCAUUUUUUGCAAAAUUACACGAUGCGCCGGAAACAUCCUGUGAUGAUUAUUCCCGGCUUUAUCUCCACCGCGCUUGAGGUGUGGAAAGACAACUUGGAGUGUGUGCAGGCACAACGGUCAAUAGCGUCUAAUUUCCGCCAGCGUAUGUUUGGCCCACGGUUGUUAUUUUUACUAUUUAUGGACCCUCUCUGUUAUUUAAGACUUUUUUCUUUGGACAAACGUACUGGCUUUGAUCCACCAGGGGUGAAAAUCCGUCCUGACAUUGGCUUUAGCGCCUCCGACUUCUUUAUGCCUGGAUACUGGGUGUGGGCUAAGGUGCUACUCAACCUUGCAGACAUUGGUUACGAUCCACAGAGCGUGGGGGUCUUCUCCUACGACUGGAGGUUGUCUCCACGUCGUAUGCACCAACGGGAUGGGUAUUAUUAUUAUCUCCGGAAUCAGCUUUUGUACCUGUAUGAAAAGAAUGGGGAAAAGGUAGUCAUCAUUUCCCAUAGUUAUGGUACAGACGUUCUUAUUGAUUUUCUACGUUGGUCAGACUCUCACGAACCAGGGUGGGUGGAUAAACAUAUGGCUUUCUGGAUCAAUAUCGGUGGGCCUGUGUUGGGUGUGGCAAAGUCGGUGUCCGCUGUGCUCACAGGGGACGCGAAAGAUACACUAACACUUCCGAGCCCCGUGCGUCAGGUUCUCGAAACCCAUUUGUCCCGCUCCCUCCGUGCGGAAGCAAUGCGCACAUGGUCUUGCCUAACAGCCAUGUACCCAUUUGGUUGCGAUGCCCUUUUUCCAGACAUCUUAACUCUUCCCAAUCGCACCCGUCUUACACCAAAACAGGUUCUUAAACUCACAGCGCAGCGAUUGCGUGAAAGCGGCCAUGAGGCGCAGAAGGAACACGUUGAGGAACUCUUGGAUCACUUUGACGAGCUUCCCUUCCUUCCUCGGUCACCGAAUUUAACGGUAGUUUGUUUAUAUGGCGUUGAUCGGCAAACAGAGGUGGGUUACAUUUUGGGCGAUGAUGAUUUCGUCAACCUCACCUACCAUCAGUUUGAACGUGCCACCAAUGGGGUAAUUCUUGGCAACGGUGACGGAACUGUACCCCUCAUGUCACUUGGAUACAUGUGCCGUGCAGAGAAUGGCUGGAAGCAGAAUGUGGGUCGUGUCAUCACGCGGGAACAUAAGCACUGUGCAGGUUCAUUGAUGGAGUUACGCGGGGGGACUAACAGUGGCGAUCAUGUUGACAUUCUUGGAAAUUACGACCUUAUUGAGACGAUACUGAAGAUUGUUUCAGGCAACGCAGAAAACGAUGAAGUAAAAGAUCGCAUUUACUCCGACGUGGAUGAGCGGAUUGCGGAGGCCGCGGAGUGCGCCACCAAAGGGAAUUCGAACCCCAUCCCUCAGUAG
Messenger RNA from Trypanosoma cruzi, 1998 nucleotides. RefSeq names its product phospholipid:diacylglycerol acyltransferase, putative. Bases 1 to 1998 code for a protein of 665 amino acids. NCBI's taxonomy places the organism in Eukaryota, Euglenozoa, Kinetoplastea, Trypanosomatida, Trypanosomatidae. Gene Ontology annotation, biological process: lipid metabolic process. Gene Ontology annotation, cellular component: cytoplasm. The transcript has a single exon. The record is from RefSeq and is a predicted model, not a curated record.